Microtus ochrogaster (prairie vole) is the source of this 2206-nucleotide messenger RNA. It is a transcript of the gene Matcap2, whose product is annotated as microtubule associated tyrosine carboxypeptidase 2. The record is from RefSeq and is a predicted model, not a curated record. Lineage: Eukaryota; Metazoa; Chordata; Mammalia; Rodentia; Cricetidae.
UCUCCUAGCAACGGGGGAGCAGCUACGUCAUGGUGGCGGGUUCUCAGCGCUGGGCCAGGUGGAACCAUCAGUGCACCUUCCAGCAGCUGUAUCCGACGUCCUCCUCCGCCUUGCGCUGUCGUUCCUGCCCCGGUUGGUCCCGAGCUACCUCCCGGGAGCCUUCCCCGCACCGGCCCGCCUGCCUCGGCCUUGGCCGCGGUGGGACGAUGCUGGAGUCUAUUCGCGUGACGGAAAAGCUUCACUGGCCUGAGCAUGAACUUGCUAAGAAGUCUGUUCUAAAUGCAGAAGAGGCAUUGAUCAUUGACAGCCAAAGAAGCUUUUCAAGUUUGUCCUCUGGAGUGCUCAAGGACACUUUUACAACUGGAACCAGUAGUUACAAUGUUCUACUACAAAGCAAGGAGGAGAGAAAGCACCAUUCACAAAAGCAGUUUUCCUCUACCUUCUCCAAAAGACGUAGAAAGCCCAGCAGAUCUCCUAGUUCCUCUCAUAGCAAAGAUUCUCACAGGAUGACAGCCCUGGUGCCUGUGACCAGCAGUGGUACUUGGUACUGCCUGGACAGGCAGUCUGCUGUUUUUGUCCCUAGUCCAGUACCAAGUCCUGUAAAGUUUACCCGUGGUAUCUCUGUUACAGGGAGCAGCCUAGCACUGCCACCUAAACCGAAAAGCAAGGUGAGCCACCGCAGUGUCACCCCCGUCCCAAAGCCCAAGCAGCAGCCUCAGUUGUGUAGAAGCUUUGAGAAGGGAGAUGAGCUUUCUGGGAAGAAGCUCUGUAUCCUUACUGCCAUAAAGCCCACCAACCUGGAGAAAGAAAAGCUACGGUUCUUCAAGUCGGACUAUACUUACAACCCUCAGUUUGAAUAUGCCAACCCCGCUCUGCCUGGUGUGUUAGCCAAACACAGCAACGCCUCUGACCGAUUUCUUAAGCAGUCCAUCAAUAUUAUGGAGCUGACUUUACAGAAAUACGGAAGUUAUGAGAAAUUCGAACAAGCUACUGGUGGUAGCUUGUUGUCUAAAACUCGAAUCUGGAGUCAUGUUAGGAAGUACAUGGUGAAGGAAGGCUGCCUAGGAGAGAUUGUAGUUCAUCUCACUGAAGACCUGCUUUCCAGGGCAUCCAUGACAGUGGUAAAUGGAUGCCCAACUCUAACCAUCAAUAUUUCUACUGCGCGAGAGCAUUGGCUGGAGGGGAUGCUGAGGCAUGAGAUAGGCACGCAUUACUUUCGGGGAAUUAACAACCUCCAGCAGCCAUGGAACAGUUGGAUUGGCCGCAAAAAACAUGAGCUAAAGCCAAACAACCCUACAGAGGAAGGGCUGGCCAGCAUUCAUAGUGUCCUGUUCAGAAAAGACCCCUUCCUAUGGAGGGCUGCCCUCCUUUACUAUACAGUGUAUCAAGCCAGCCAGAUGUCUUUCUGUGAACUCUUUAAAGAUAUCGGCAAGUUUGUCAAGGACCCUAAUACAAGAUGGGAUUACUGUGUAAGAGCCAAGAGAGGGUGGACUGAUACUUCCCAGCCAGGGUGUUUCAGUAAAGACCAGGUGUACUUGGAUGGAAUCCUUCAAAUCCUUCGAUUCAGAGAGUCCAUAGACUUUCAUCUGCUGACUGCCCUGGGCAAGGUAUCUUAUGAAGAUGUGGAUCGCUUAAAAGGGUUGGCAGUUACUGAGAACAUGAGAGUGCCCCACUUCCUGCAAGACCACAGCCGCUACAUGGAGCACUUGGAGAGGAUCAUGGAGGUGAACGAGCUGACUGAUGCCGAGCUGAAAGACCUCAUCUAAGCAGUGACAGCGACUCCUCCAUGGCUGCUAGUGGCUGGGGCACCUAGCGCCUGCACUGUAGAGGAGAGUGGUGGCUGAGCUCAGCUUUCCGAAGACCAGCCCUCAGUAUCCAGCUGAAAUUUAGGUUAUAUGUAAACCUGAAACUAUUUUCCUAAAAUGUUUCUAUAGUCUGCAGGUGGAAGUCACUUCUCUUCAUCCAGGUCUCAGCAGAGACAAAUGGAGAUUGCUGCUGCUGAAGACUCCGGGAUGAACUGUAAACCUGAGCACCGAGGCCAGCUCCAGGUUCCACGCUGUACUGUACAAACUCCAAGGUUCUAGUUCCUCUGCUAAACAGUGGUGAUGGUUCUUCUUCAAAAUACUCAUUUUGUAACUCGCCAAAAGGCUGGCAAUAUCUAAGAGUUCUUAUUUUUCCUAUGGUCCCUGCCAACUUCCCACAGCAA